ACAUCCUCAAAAGCUUCCCACAGGAUAUCCCCGCUAAUCAGGCAUGGCUGAAUAGGUGAGCCUCCGAAGUGGGCUCCUCUCUCAAACUCAACUCAGCUCUCAGAGGAUUCGGGGUUAUACUUUCGAGAUCAGAAUGCCGCUCGCUAUCCUAGCUACCCCAUGGAGCCAAUGGUUCAAGCCAUUCUUGCAAGCAAACCUGGCUUCCUGCUUCAGGACAUUGACAUUGUCGCAUGCGGAAGUACACUCGGGAAUUUGUUACGUUUUGUGCGCGGCGAGGGCAAGCCCUUUCGAACCCUCAUUGAAGUCAUUGGGAGAACAGUCUUUUUCAUGAGGAGAGAGAAUGCCCAUGACGAGGUAAUCCCGAACGUAUAUGGGUACGGUCAUACUUUCCCAGAGGCAUAUACCACGUGGGGUGCGAACGUGAAAGGAUCUGAGUCUCACCAAAGAGUGAUGACGUAUGACUUUGCUGGUAUGAGUUGCUUAGUCCGCUUUGAAGCAGACGGUUAUCUACCUUCGGUGACACAGAACCACCACAGCAGUCGCAGCUCAGAAGGGGAUCCAGCAGAGGCCGCAGAAGAUCUUCUGUCUUCCUUCGACAAUGUUGCUAUUUCCAACUUACCUGCAAGUGGUCUGAAAAAUCCAGAAACCCUCAAAAUAUCAGCGGGAGAUGAAUGCAUCUCUCAGUCGGCCAUUUUUGACCUGAAAACCCGCUCCUUUAGAAAGAAGGACGAGGACACACUCGGCCAAGAGUUACCUCGGCUGUGGAUCGCACAGGUCCCGUAUUUUAUUCUUGCCCACCAUAAAGCUGGGCUAUUUGGUGAUAUCCAAGUUAUCGACGCACGCGAGCGGGUCAGUCAUUGGGAGGAAGAUCAAAAAGCCACUCUGGCUAGGUUCGCCGACCUGCUGAAGAAGAUAGUGUCUUUUGCGCGAAGCUUGGACUGUGGAAGAUUUGAGAUCACCCGCGAAGACGGUGCGACCGUCUUGGAACUAAGAACGCAGUGCGCAGGCGCUGGCCGGGUGCUACCCCUGCAUGUGGCGAAUAAAUGGGACGAGGAAGUCGCAGGAUUCGAUGGAAGCUGCUCCGUCGACGGGUUUUGAGAUGAUGAUUAUAUGGCAUUCUGUCGGUUGAAGAUUAUCUAUCGUGUUGACGGUAAAGGUGACAAGGAAAGCACAAAUGGCAAGCUCAUGUGGAUACUGCAAACAUUUCAUAAUGGGAAGGACAAUCCCUUGCAGGGUUAGAAGUAUUGGGAUACCAAUGCAAUUCGAUCAGCCGAAGCCCC
This is a messenger RNA of Aspergillus neoniger CBS 115656, 1280 nucleotides long. RefSeq lists its product as uncharacterized. NCBI's taxonomy places the organism in Eukaryota, Fungi, Ascomycota, Eurotiomycetes, Eurotiales, Aspergillaceae. The transcript has a single exon. The coding region runs from base 160 to 1098 and encodes 312 amino acids. The record is from RefSeq and is a predicted model, not a curated record.